CCGGAAGCGGAGUGCGGCGCCGAGUGAACCCCGGCUGGCCCGAGGGACAGUGACAAGACCCCACAGGCACACGCCCACCCCGGGCUGAACGGCCAGAAGCCAAUGGCCAGCGACAAAGCCAAACCCUGUGAGCUCAACCAAGAGAAAUACGAUGCUGAUGACAACGUGAAGAUCAUCUGCCUAGGGGACAGCGCUGUGGGCAAGUCCAAACUUAUGGAGAGGUUUCUCAUGGACGGAUUUCGGCCACAGCAGCUGUCCACGUACGCCCUGACCCUGUACAAGCACACGGCCACGGUGGACGGCAAGACUGUCCUUGUGGACUUUUGGGACACAGCAGGCCAGGAGCGGUUCCAGAGCAUGCACGCCUCCUACUACCACAAGGCCCACGCCUGCAUCAUGGUGUUUGAUGUGCAGAGGAAAGUAACCUACAAGAACCUGAGCACUUGGUAUACAGAGCUUCGGGAGUUCAGGCCAGAGAUCCCAUGCAUCGUGGUGGCCAAUAAAAUUGAUGCAGACAUAAAGAUGACCCAAAAGAGCUUCAAUUUUGCCAGGAAGUUCUCCCUUCCCCUGUACUUUGUCUCAGCUGCUGAUGGUACCAAUGUCGUGAAGCUCUUCAAUGAUGCGAUUCGAUUAGCUGUGUCUUACAAACACAACUCCCGGGACUUCAUGGACGAGGUUUUGCAGGAGCUUGAGAACUUUGAUUUGGAGCAGGAGGAGGAGGAAGUGCCAGACCGAGUGCGGCGUGGCAACAUCGAGAGCCCCUCCCCUUCCUGAGUCAGAGAAGGAAGCCUCUCUCCUCGUGGACUUUGGGGAGGGGGCGGUAUCUUUCAGAAUACCCUCCCCUCAGCAACCCUGCAGCUAUGAAUUGAAAAAUUCUUGCAGGCCAUCUCCCUGUCUACCUCCUGCAAGCCCACCCAUUCCAUUGGCCUGCCCCACUUCCAUGGCCCACAAUUCCUGACCCUUCCACAGUUGUCCUUUCCCCUGGACUCAGGUACCGGGACGGGGUCUGCACCAGCAAGCACCCUUGACAGGUGUGAGAGAUCCACAGCAGACCCUGAAGCAGAAUUAGAGAUCGUAGCCUCAGCCUCCCCAGGUUGUGUGGAAGCAGGGAAGAGCUUCAGGAAACAUGCUUUGUGUGUCUCUCAAAUAAAAGGAGAUUGAGGUGUGUUCUCUCCCAGAACCGACCUCAGGGCCUAUUCAUUGUCUUUCCACCAAGGGAAUGAUUUCUAGUCCCUGAUGGCCCCUAUUCCCAACCCUACAGAUUUGGGGUGGGCCUCCAUUCUUUUUCAUCUUUAGUGUCCCAACCAACUUUUUUUCAGAAAUGGUUUUGAGCAGACAGCUGUUCCUGUCACAGGACAGGUUUGCCAUUAAAGCCCAGGGAAACAGGUCACAAGUCCUGCCACCCUUAGCUGUACCGUGAGGCAUGCCCAUUUGGAUUCUAAGAAGAGCUUCCCUUUAA
Neomonachus schauinslandi (Hawaiian monk seal) is the source of this 1459-nucleotide messenger RNA. RefSeq names its product RAB, member of RAS oncogene family like 2B (gene RABL2B). The record is from RefSeq and is a predicted model, not a curated record. The coding region runs from base 103 to 774 and encodes 223 amino acids. Gene Ontology annotation, cellular component: Golgi apparatus; endosome. Lineage: Eukaryota; Metazoa; Chordata; Mammalia; Carnivora; Phocidae. The transcript has 9 exons. Gene Ontology annotation, molecular function: GTP binding; GTPase activity.